AUGCCAAGCAUAACAACUCUCCCCAAACCCCCAAACUCGCCAAAUCACAACUCACUCCUCCGCUCUUCUACGGGCUUUUUUACCAGAAAACUUCGGGUCUCUCCCUCAGCUCCUCCUUUCUCAGCCCUCGCCGCAUCAAUGGCCGCCGCCGCCACCACCGCCACUUCCAUAGAAAGCGCCUCCGCUAACAACCUCGAAUCCGAGCCCCAAUCGCCACCGCUCUCCGCCUCCGGAGUUACCGAUUUGAACGCCAUGCCGAACGAUCCCAUGGACGAAUCGACCAACGGAGCAGGAACUGAGCUGUCCGCUGAGCCGCCUCAGGCGGAGGCCGACCAAUCGGCUCUUCAGGCGGAGGCCGACCUAUCGGCUCCUCAGGCCACCGCGGAAGCUGAUAAGAGGUGGCCGGGAUGGCCUGGCGACUGCGUUUUUCGUCUCGUUGUGCCGGUUCUCAAGGUCGGGAGCAUUAUUGGUCGCAAAGGGGAGCUUAUCAAGAAGAUGUGUGAGGAGACUCGCGCUCGCAUUCGCGUACUUGAUGCUCCUGUCGGCACUCCCGAUCGUGUUGUAUUGAUAUCUGGAAAAGAAGAGCCAGAGAUACCUCUUUCCCCUGCAAUGGAUGCUGUGAUAAGAGUUUUUAAACGUGUCUGUGGACUGUCUGAGAAUGAGGGUGAUGCUAAAUUGUCUGGAGCUGCUGGAGUUGCAUUUUGUUCAAUUCGGUUUUUGGUGGCUUCCACUCAAGCAAUAAAUCUAAUUGGAAAGCAAGGUUCACUAAUCAAAUCGAUACAAGAGGGUACUGGAGCUUCUGUUAGAGUAUUACCAGAAGGUGAGUUGCCAAUUUAUGCUUCUACGGAUGAGCGAAUCGUGGAGUUGCAGGGAGAGGCAUCAAAGGUUCUUAAAGCCGUAGAAGCAGUAGUUAGACACCUGAGGAAAUUCUUGGUUGAUCAUAGUGUUCUUCCUCUUUUUGAGAAGAGCUGCAAUAAUGCAGCCCAACAAGAUCGUGCAUCUGAGACUUGGAGUGACAAGUCAGUACUGCAUACUGCUCCAACUGGAAUGACAACCGAUUAUCCACUCUCGUCAAAGAGAGAAUCGCUUUUCAUUGAUCGUGAAAGUCAGUUGGAGCCGCAAAUUGCACGCUCCGGAGUUUCACUCUAUGGACAAGAUCCCUCAAUGGCUGCAAUCCGAUCGGCAAGGUUUGGUCGUGCAGGAGCUCCUAUUGUCACUCAGGUUGUGCAAACAAUGCAAAUACCAUUGACUUAUGCUGAGGACAUCAUUGGCAUUGGUGGGGCUAACAUUGCAUAUAUUCGUCGAACUAGUGGGGCCAUAUUAACUGUGCAGGAGAGCAGAGGACUACCUGAUGAAAUAACCGUAGAAAUAAAAGGCACUACAUCUGAAGUUCAGACAGCACAACAACUGAUUCAGGAAUUUAUCAAUGGUCAUAAGGAGCCGGUCACCAGCAGCUAUGGCAAGGUAGACAGUGGAUUGAGGUCAUAUUCUCAGUUGGGUGAUACAUCCUACACAUCUUCGUCGUUCUCAUCACAGCCGUAUGGAGGUUAUGGUUCUAGUUUAGGAGGCUACAGCAGCUUCAGGCUUUGAAGCGUCAGAUCGAAUUUGCCUUGUUGCUUUCUAUGGGAGCUGUCUUCCCUUCAAUUAUUUGUAGUUUUGGGGAAGGUUGUAUAAAGCUUUGCUUGAGUUUGUUCCUCUCUCUACAAAGAUCAGUAGCUGUAAAACUACUAGCGACCACUUUCUAUCAUGUUAAAGUGUAGUUAUGCACGUUGGGGUUGUGUUGUUUAAGCAUAUGAAGGAAUGAGCUUCAGAGUA
Messenger RNA from Rhodamnia argentea, 1815 nucleotides. Its product is annotated as RNA-binding KH domain-containing protein PEPPER. The transcript has 6 exons. Gene Ontology annotation, cellular component: cytoplasm; nucleus. Lineage: Eukaryota; Viridiplantae; Streptophyta; Magnoliopsida; Myrtales; Myrtaceae. The record is from RefSeq and is a predicted model, not a curated record. The coding region runs from base 1 to 1590 and encodes 529 amino acids. Gene Ontology annotation, biological process: regulation of gene expression. Gene Ontology annotation, molecular function: mRNA binding.